Molecule: messenger RNA, 1164 nt
Organism: Klebsormidium nitens
Lineage: Eukaryota; Viridiplantae; Streptophyta; Klebsormidiophyceae; Klebsormidiales; Klebsormidiaceae
Source: the annotation of a GenBank genome assembly
AUGGCGGCGCAAGCAAUCCGGUGCGCAGGGCUCCAACUCAACUCUGCCCGCUUCGUUUCCCUCGCAUCCAAGAUCUCUCGCAGCGCUUCGCCCCUUCUCUCCCGCUCUUUCUCCGGUGUACCCCUCCUUUCCCCAGGGCUUACGUCAGCGCCGCAUCACCCCGGCUGGCGGUACGUACCGCGCUGCUCCCUUUACUCACACGCGAAGUCCAAGUCAGCCAUGCCGGUCCGUUUGGGGGAGGUGAUUCCCGACCUGGAGGUGACGACCACUAAGGGCAAGUACAAGCUGCAGGAGUGGGUCGGGGAUGGCUGGGGAGCGAUAUUCUCCUUCCCGGCCGCCUUCACCCCCGUGUGCACCACCGAGCUGGCCGUGGUCGCCAAGUACCAGGCCAAGUUCAAGGAGCGUGACGUCAAGCUGAUGGGCGUGACGAUCGAGUCGCCGGACAACCAGGACUUUGGCAACUGGCUCAAGGACGUGGAGACAUAUGCCGAGACGAAGAUCGAGUUCCCGGUCGCGUUCGACCCGUCCCGGGCCAUCUCGGACAAGCUGAACCUGCUGGACCUGGAGAACCUGAACGGGGAGGGCAACCCGAUGAACGCGCGCGGGAUCCACAUCAUCCGCCCCGACAAAAAGGUGCGCGCCGCACGUCCGCUGGUUUUUCCGCUCCGUUCCGUUUCAUAUUUUCCGCUCCGUUCAAUCGGACAGAACGGGGAGGGCAACCCGAUGAACGCGCGCGGGAUCCACAUCAUCUGCCCCGACGAAAAGGUGCGCGCGCACAUCCGCAGAUACUUUCCUCACAGUUCUGUUCCAUCUUUCCGCUCCGUCCCGUCUGAAUUAUACUUGAACGGAUCGGGCAACCCGAUGAACGCGCGCGGGAUCCAAACCCGGCCUGACAAGGAGAUCCGGCUGACGCUGCUGUACCCCGGCCCCGUGGGCCGCAACUUCGACGAGAUCAUUCGGUGCAUCGCGGCGCUGCAGCUCAACUGGAAGCUCCACGUGGCAACCCCGGCCAACUGGAAGAUCGGGGACCGGGUGAUCGUUCCUCUGAAGAUCUCGGACGAGGAGGCGGAGAAGCGGGGCAUCAAAAACAUCAAAGCAGAGGACCUGCCGUCCAAAAAGAAGUACCUGCGCUGGGGGGAGGCGGAAGUGCUGACCAAGAUAUGA